Messenger RNA from Zophobas morio, 1928 nucleotides. Its product is annotated as endonuclease/exonuclease/phosphatase family domain-containing protein 1-like. The transcript is spliced from 5 exons. Gene Ontology annotation, cellular component: plasma membrane. NCBI's taxonomy places the organism in Eukaryota, Metazoa, Arthropoda, Insecta, Coleoptera, Tenebrionidae. The coding region runs from base 92 to 1735 and encodes 547 amino acids. The record is from RefSeq and is a predicted model, not a curated record.
CGCUAUCUUAUCAACAAUCACCAUUUAUAUCAGUCGAAAUCUCCGUUCGCCGCAGUUUCCGCCGAAUGCCCGCCCAGUGAACCGAGCCCCCAUGGUACAGUUUUCGGCAACGAUGGGCCAGAACGCGAGCCUGCCGAAGCCGGGCCGCCGGAAAUCGCUGCGCUCGUUCACCAGGAAGUCGCAGACCCACGCCAACCUCAGCCACACUUUCACCCUCAACGACAACGAAGACAAGAUCGAGCUGCUGAACAUCAACCAGGCCAGCGAGGAGGAGCUGAUGACGCUGCCCGGGGUGAACCGGGAGGUGGCGCGGAGCGUGGUGGAGCACCGGAAGGCCAUCGGCCGGUUCCGGAAGGUGGAGGACCUGGCGCUGGUGCGGGGCAUCGGGGCCGACAAGCUGGAGGCGCUGCGGCCCGAGAUCUGCGUCAGCAGCAGGAAGAACCUGAGCUGUGCGUCCUCGAGGGCGCAGAGCUACGACAGCCUGAGGAGCACGGACUCGCGGCUGACGGUGAAGGGCAGCAGACUUGUUAAUGUGAAUAAGGCGAACGUUUUCGAACUGCAGUGUGUGCAUGGGGUGACGCAGGAGAUCGCAGCGGCUAUAGUACAUUACAGGGGCAAAAAGGGGCCCUUCAAGCAGGUUGAAGAUCUCCUUAAAAUCAAACCUAUUGACCGCAUCCGCCUCGACAACAUCAGUCGUUUCCUCACCGUGGACAACUCCGACCAAGAAGACCCCGACUUCGAGACACCCAGAUCGAGUAUUUUGCAAAACGGCUUCCACCACCAGUCGGCUUUGGACAAAAGGGCCAACGGAGGUCCUUUAAAGCUGCCGCUUUUGAACGGUUUAUCUUCCUCUUCGCUUUUCGAUAUUUUCGAGCUGUUGUCGGCGUACUCGCCGCGACCCAUCCUCGAGGAGACCUUCGACUUCACCAGGAAAGGCGAGCCGGCGAUCCGGCUGGCGUCCUGGAACCUGCACGAGUUCUCGGCGGAGAAAGCCAACAACCCGGGAGUCAAGGAAGUGGUGUGCAGGACGAUUCUAGAAAACGGGAUUUCUGUGCUGGCUGUCCAGGAAGUCCUGAGUGUGACGUCCCUGAAGUUGAUCUGUGAUGAACUCAACAAGCCCAAAUUAAGACGUGUAAGCGAAUGGAAAGACAAAAACCACAACUGGAAUUUUUGUAUGCUGGAUGUAGAAGGGUCACAGUUAGGAUUCAUCUAUGAUUCUGAUGGAGCGAUUGAUAUUGAAUUGAUAUCGUUGACUCAAGGCCCCGACGAAACUAAAGACGACUGCGAAGUCCUAAUAGCCGCAUUUAAAAUAGGAGAAUUAAAUUUGCAACUAGUUAACAUGAAGCUGAACAAGUCGGCGAAGCUGGAGACAUUACGCGACAAAAUUAAAGAUCUAGUGUCAGAGGAAGACAUGUUGGUUUUGUUUGUAGAUUUUUCCGCUUUUUCCACCGUUACAGAUGACUGGUUGAAGUUGGGAGGUCUCCAACCAGUGUUCCCAUCAUCCAUGAACACGAGCUACCUGAGUUCAAAAAUGGGACUAAGUCCACAACACAUAUCAAAUAUUUUAUGCAAUUCCAAGGUGCAGGGACAAAUUACGGGUAUUAACGGGGUGAUUCGCCAGGGUGUUACGCACCUGGCCAUCCCCAAUGGGUGGAACUGGGGCGGGCCCACAUCGCCGUACUGCCCGGUCUGGGCAGAGUUCUUCUUGAAUUCCAUUAUGGGCACAGCGUUGUGAUAUUACGUCAUGUUAUAUUUAAUUUUAUUUAUUUUCGACUGGAUAUACUUCACGUAAUUUACAAAAUAUGGCUGUGUGUCACCGGCGGGAUGUUUUGUGAUACGGUUUUAUUUUUAAAGUACAGAGUCAACGUAAUGCUGCGAGGACGCGCGUUUGUAAAAGGCUUUAAUUUAAUAAACGUUAUUUUAUUAGA